Molecule: messenger RNA, 567 nt
Organism: Mangifera indica (mango)
Lineage: Eukaryota; Viridiplantae; Streptophyta; Magnoliopsida; Sapindales; Anacardiaceae
Product: zinc finger BED domain-containing protein RICESLEEPER 2-like
Exons: 1
Coding region: 1-567 (188 amino acids)
Molecular function (GO): DNA binding
Source: RefSeq, a predicted model, not a curated record
AUGUCUUUCAGCUAUAUUCGUGAGUCGCCAUCAAAUGAAAACAGGUUCCGAAUUGCGUUAAACAAAGCUAAGUCGAUGGGCAAGAAGGUGAGUUCUCAAGGCCUUCCUAAUAAAUGGAUUUUUGAUGAAUUAGAGGUGCUCGGGAGUGCAUUGGGGUAUAAAGAAGCAUUUUGUGAGCUUGAAACGAUAGAUCAUAAUUUCAGGGUAAUAAAUUUGACAGGUGAGAGAUGGUAUAAAACAACUGUGGCAUAUGAGUGUGCGCAUGUGUUAAAAGAUGCUGCUGAUAAUUUGUCUAGAAGCAAAUAUACCACCGCAAAUGUAUAUUUACCCAAGGUUUGUGACAUAUGUAUGAAAUUACUACAAUGGGAAGAAAGUGACAAUUAUUUUGUUCGUGAAAUAGCUUCAUCUAUUAAAGAGAAAUAUUUUGGCAAGUAUUGGAGUCAAUGUAACUUGGCUCUAGUUAUUGCAGUGGUUCUUGAUCCACGAUUCAAGCUGGAAAUAGUAGUAGGUUGGUACGAGGAACCAUAUGGUGAGGAUGCAAACAUGUCUCAGGAAAAUCUACAAUGA